Molecule: messenger RNA, 1290 nt
Organism: Paecilomyces variotii
Lineage: Eukaryota; Fungi; Ascomycota; Eurotiomycetes; Eurotiales; Thermoascaceae
Exons: 4
Coding region: 1-1290 (429 amino acids)
Cellular component (GO): nucleus; cytoplasm; ribonucleoprotein complex
Molecular function (GO): mRNA binding
Source: RefSeq, a predicted model, not a curated record
AUGCCCUCCCCGCCACGGGAAAGAGGACGACCAAAAACGAGAAGCUCUGAGACUGAGUUUGUUCUAUUUAUUCGUGGAAUUCCAGCACAUUGCCGAUGGCAAGAACUUAAAGAUUUGGUGCGCCAGACUGCCCUGCACAUCCGGCAAGCAGUGGUGUACGAUGACCAGCAUGGGUUCCCGACGGGGCUUGGCCAGAUUAUCGUGAAGAACGAGGACGAGGCGUGGCGUACUUAUCAUAGACUAGCUAGCAGCGGUUGGGAUGGACAGAGCCUGACUGUGACUUUAUCCCGGACGAGCUCGCCUACUCGACCGAUUGCUGGACCGACAAAAAGCCCGCCUUGCGUUGCGCAGCCCGUCUAUAUUGGAGGUUACUCUCCACCAAGAGUGACCGGUAUAACUACUCCGAGAACCGCUGCCAUUAUCGAAGAGUGGUCUUCAUUGACGCUGCAAUGUAUUAGAAUGCCCACAGUGCCACCGACUCCUACAUAUCACCACCAAACAGAAUAUGGACCCAUCCCGAGCGCAACGACAAUUGCAUACCCUCCUGCCCUUCCUAUGGCGUCUGUCUCGGUUCCAGCAUCCCUGAUGAUCAACGGGAAGGGUCCUAUGCCUGCUCUUUCACCGGUAGCAACUGUGCCGUCUCCUCUUUACGACUCCCCGAACUUUCCUACGUUCCCCUACUCUCCAUCAUGGCUACCGUCUGCGCACGAUGCUUCAAACCGUUGCUUUGCAACUGGGAGACGGACAAGUUAUCAACGCAUUGGAUCUGAGCGGAACCACCAAUCUGGCUACAAUCGACACAGAACGCACUCCAUGUCUCCAACGUACUAUACUCCCAGUAGAUAUGUUUUCAUCCAGAAUGUUGCACCACAGACCGAGAUAUCUGAACUCAAAACCUAUCUAAGCGCCGCGGGGACAGUUGAGCACUGCGAGAUUCUCGAGGAUCGCAGAACUGGUCGUCGCAGAAGUCAGGCCAAGGCAACGUUCCAGACAACAGAACAGGCGAAACAAGCAAUGGCCAAGUUGGACAAUACUAUGCUCGAGGGUGCUAGAAUCCGAGUGAAGUUUGACAGGGACGCUCCGGUAUCAUGCAGCUCGGAAGACACCGUGCCUUUCGAGGACAAGGACCAGAUUAAAGCAGAUACAAGCACAUCAACGAGCGGCGAUGAAAGAAGAGGUUCAGUCUCUUCUUCGAAGGAUUCCAAGUGUGAACCCUUUGUCGUUAACGGAUCAGUGGUCGGGAAGAAGACCAAGGAUAUCACGAACGGGAUUGAUUAUGAGAGUAAGUGA